CUCUCCUUCCUCUAUUUCCAUCUUUGAGCUUUAUCCCUUCAUCCCUUAUCUCCUUCAUCCCCUCCAAUCCUCAUCUGUUCUUCACUGUGAAGGAAGGGAGAGAGAAAGAGAGAGUUUUUCACAAGUAAGCUCCUAGCAGUCUGCCGGGGAGAGCGUCUGAGGAACCAGCGAGCACGCUGCACCUUGGGAUUGUGGGAUCUAAAACCUCAGCCUGAAAGGGGGAUACAGAGCGGCAGGGUCCGGGAGAGGAACUGCACAGGCUUGUGGAAAGAGUGACAGUUUUGUUUUCUGUCAGUAACAUCCCCUAGCAACUGUUACCAUGGCAGCUGAGAAAGCUGAAAUGGAUAAACUGAAAAAGGAGUGCGACGGCCUCCGAGCACAAAUCGAGACGGCCCGCAAGGCUGUGGCUGACACCACCAUGUCAGGGGCCGCAGGGGGCGUGGCCUCGGUGGGCCGGGUCCAGCUGAAGAAUAGAAAGACACUCAAGGGUCACCUGGCCAAAAUCUACGCCAUGCACUGGGCAACUGACUCCAGGCAAAUGGUCAGCGCAUCACAGGACGGCAAGCUGCUCAUCUGGGACACCUUCACAGGGAACAAGGUGGCUGCCGUCCCACUUAAGUCUUCCUGGGUGAUGAGCUGUGCUUACGCCCCCUCUGGCAACAUGGUGGCCAGCGGCGGUCUGGACAACAUGUGUACAGUCUACAACAUCAAGGCUGCCAGCCCUAAGACGGUCAGGGAGCUGGACGCACACACUGGUUACCUGUCUUGCUGCCGUUUCCUUAGUGACACUGAGAUCCUCACUGCCUCCGGUGACACCACCUGCUGUCUGUGGGACCUGGAGACUGGCAAGCAGAAGGUCAUCUUCACCAACCACAUUGGAGACUGCAUGACUCUGGCUCUGUCCCCUGACAUGAACAUGUUCAUCUCUGGAGCCUGCGACUCGCUGGCCAAGCUGUGGGACAUGAGAGAGGGAACCUGCAAGCAGACCUUCUCAGGACACACCAGCGACAUCAACGCCAUCUCUUUCUUCCACUCUGGAAAUGCGAUCAUCACAGGCUCUGACGACUGCUCCUGCAAGAUGUACGACCUGCGCUCCGACCAGGAGGUGAUCACCUACCAGGACUCCAGCCUGAACUCUGGCGUCACGUCAUUGGCUCUUUCCCUGUCGGGCCGCCUCAUUUUCGCCGGCUAUGACGACUUCAACUGCCACAUCUGGGAUUCGCUGAAGGGAGAGAAAGUCGGUGUGCUGUCCGGUCAUGACAACAGGGUGAGCUGCACUGGCGUUCCCGGCGACGGCAUGGGCAUCUGCACAGGAUCCUGGGACAGUUUCCUGAAGCUGUGGAACUGAGCCGGACCAAAACACUGAGAGAGGGAGAGGAAGAGGAGGAGGAGGAGGAGAAGGAGGAGAGGAAGAGGAGGAGGAGGGGAUAUAGGGAGAUAGGAGAGGAGAUGAGGAGAGAAAAGAAGUUAGGAGUUAGAGGGUUCUGGGGUCUUCCUCUCUCUCUCUCUCUCUCUCUGUCCUUUGUUUUAUGCAAAAACACGAGCGGCUGUGAAUGGGACUUCAUAGGACGCACUGUACUGUAAAAAUGGCAUCACGGAAACAGUGCACAAUGCAUCCCGCUGUAUGUACAUGAGAGUUUUUACAAUGACUUAACAUCAAAAAAUAAAUAAAAAAUAAAAUAAAAUAAAAAAAAUAGCACAUUAUUGCAAGUGAAUACUGAGGAGAGAGUAAGCUCGUAUUGUAUCUAAGGUGAGAAAAAUGUCAAUGAAACACAUUUAGAUUUUGGACAAUAAAAGGAAGAAAACGUGAAUAUUGAAAAUGCAGAUUACUACUGAACAUGAUCCGAUACGUAGAGUUACAAAUUUAUUUUUAUUGUACUUUGACCUGUAUAAGACCCCACACUUACUUAGAUGGAAGAUGAUAUGUAAAUUUAUUUGUAUUUUAUAGUUAUAACACGUUAGUAAUGCAGAGUUGAUGUACAGUGCCGUUUAUUUUCUUUUUCUUUUUCUUUUUCUUUUUUUUUUUUUGGAGGCGGGAGGGCACGCAUUUCCAGAUCAUGUCUACAGCUGCUAAUGUUGGGUCACUGCUAACCAGACGUUGAUCCAAAAUGGCUGCCGCGCUUCCUGUUUCACUGUGCAGAUCCAGUGGUUUCCCCCUGACAAGCGUUGGGGUCGGGCCGCCGCCGUCUAAACCGACUGUGUGGUGCGGCCGCUUUGGCUCCUUGUCUUCAGGGAACGGAUAAAAUUAAAAAAAGGCAGCAGGCUGACAAACACACUGCAAACUUUAUUGUACGUACUCCCCAGAUUUCAACUGCAUUUUGUAGUACUUUUACACUUCUGCAGUACCUCUGUAAAAAAGAUGAAAUGUUUGAAAAUGUUUCUAAUAAAUAGAAUUCUGCAUUAACAACA
Myripristis murdjan (pinecone soldierfish) is the source of this 2409-nucleotide messenger RNA. It is a transcript of the gene gnb3b, whose product is annotated as guanine nucleotide binding protein (G protein), beta polypeptide 3b. Gene Ontology annotation, molecular function: protein binding. Gene Ontology annotation, biological process: signal transduction. NCBI's taxonomy places the organism in Eukaryota, Metazoa, Chordata, Actinopteri, Holocentriformes, Holocentridae. Bases 320 to 1348 code for a protein of 342 amino acids. The transcript is spliced from 9 exons. The record is from RefSeq and is a predicted model, not a curated record.